Cyprinodon variegatus (sheepshead minnow) is the source of this 4815-nucleotide messenger RNA. Its product is annotated as multiple C2 and transmembrane domain-containing protein 1-like. Gene Ontology annotation, biological process: regulation of neurotransmitter secretion. The transcript has 21 exons. Bases 123 to 2741 code for a protein of 872 amino acids. The record is from RefSeq and is a predicted model, not a curated record. Gene Ontology annotation, cellular component: synaptic vesicle membrane. Lineage: Eukaryota; Metazoa; Chordata; Actinopteri; Cyprinodontiformes; Cyprinodontidae. Gene Ontology annotation, molecular function: calcium ion binding.
CUUCCUGCCAGAUGUGCAGAUGAACAUGUCCAGCCUGCACAUCCGUAUUUCAGAGUAGUGCGGGUUUUGGUGUUGUGUUUUUUUUUUUCUCAGGUUGCGUAAGUCUGUCUCUGAGCAGGAGGAUGGAAGGAAGCGAAGCGGAUGAGAAUGAGAGCUGCUCGGUGUGGAAACAGUUUCAGGCAAAAGCAAAGCCUCUGCUGAGUCCCAAACUGAGCGGCAGAGAGCCGGACGAUCAGAGCAAACGGAGCAUGUGGAUGUUUAAGAAAACAAGGCGGAAGGAGACCGUGGCUUUGGACCGGGUCAUCUCCUCCUCUCAGCCCGACCUGCUCUUCUCCUCUCAGGAGGUUCCGAUCAGCGGCAGAGCGGCCGGGAGCGGAUCCCUCCUCGGCCGGGAGAAGAUGCACUCUUCCAUCAAGCGCAGGUCCACGGGCGCGUCUAAACCCACGGUGGCUCAGCUGGUUCAGUCCCACCAUAAGAGCUCCUCGCUGGGCUCUGCGUGCCUGGAGAGGCUGGCGGAGCCUCCGAGCGGCAGCCGCGCGGAGGAAGGAGCCACAGCGGAGGAAACACAUCUGGAGGGGAGGGAGGAGGUGCAGGCGGGCAUGGGGGCAUCCUUCUCCUCAGGGACGUCUGCUGAGGCAGCCGCCCCGUCCUCAGGGAUGUAUAAGCUGGAGAUCGAGCUGAAAAGAGGACACAACCUGGCCAUCCGGGACCGAGGAGGCACCAGUGAUCCCUACGUGAAGUUCAAGCUGGCUGGUAAAGAGGUGUUUAGAAGUAAGACCAUCCACAAAAACCUGAACCCGGUUUGGGACGAGAAGAUAACGCUGGUCGUGGACAGUCUGAGCGACCCUCUGUACGUUAAGGUGUUUGACUAUGACUUUGGUCUUCAAGACGACUUCAUGGGUUCUGCUUUUCUUUACCUGGAGUCUCUAGAACAGCAGAGGACGAUACCUGUGACUUUGGUGCUGAAGGACCAUCAGCUCCCCAAUGAGGACCUGGGCUGCCUGGAGCUGGCAGUAACCCUGACGCCUAAAAACAGCCCCAUAGAGGAGCAGCGAGACCCAGCGACCAUGCUGCUCAGGAGAUCCUGGAAACGAUCCACGAAGCAGCAGCAGUCAAUGCGUCUCACUGAGGUUCACCGUAAAUCCCAGCUGUGGCGAGGGAUCGUCAGCAUCACGCUAAUCGAAGGUCGUAACCUCACACCCAUGGACCCCAACGGCCUUAGUGACCCCUAUGCCAAGUUCAGGCUGGGACCACAGAAGUACAAGAGCAAGACGAUGGCAAAGACCCUGAGUCCUCAGUGGAGGGAGCAGUUUGACCUUCAUCUGUAUGAAGAAACAGGAGGCGUUCUGGAGAUCACAGUGUGGGACAAAGACACCGGGAGGAGAGACGACUUCAUCGGACGCUGCCAAUUAGACCUCUCCACUCUGGCGAAAGAGAAGACCCAUCACCUGGAGCUGCCGCUGGAGGAGUCCCGUGGCAUCUUGAAUCUACUGGUCACUCUGACUGCUUCCGCCGCCGUCUCCAUCGCUGACCUGUCCCUUACGCCGCUGGAGGACCCAGAGGAGCGCAGAGAGAUCCUCAAACGAUAUAGUCUGAGGAAGUCCUUUUUUAAUCUGAAGGACGUGGGUAUUGUCCAGGUGAAGGUGCUGAGAGCAGAAGGACUUAUGGCUGCAGACGUAACGGGAAAGAGUGACCCUUUCUGCGUGCUGGAGCUGAAUAACGACAGACUGCAGACACAUACUAUAUACAAAAAUCUCAACCCUGAGUGGAACAAAGUCUUCACCUUCAACGUGAAAGAUGUCCACUCAGUCCUUGAGGUGUCAGUGUUUGAUGAAGACAGAGACAGAAGUGCAGAUUUCCUGGGAAAAGUAGCCAUCCCUCUACUAAAUGUCCGCAACGGCGUCCAGAAAGCAUACGUGCUGAAAAACAAGGAGCUCACCGGGUCCACGAAAGGAGUCAUCUUCCUGGAAAUCGAAGUCAUCUACAACACUAUAAAGGCUGCUAUAAAGACUGUGGUUCCUGCAGAGCAGAAGUACAUUGAGGAAGAACCAAAAGUUUCUAAACAGUUGCUGCAGCAGAACUUUAACCGAGUGAAGCGAUGCAUCAUGGUCCUCCUCAGCUACGGUACCUACAUCAACACCUGCUUUGAGUGGGAGUCGUCACAAAGGAGCAUCAUUGCAUUUAUUCUGUUUGUGGUGGUGGUGUGGAACUUUGAGCUCUACAUGCUGCCCCUCGGCCUCGUUCUGCUGCUGGUCUGGAACUACUUCUUCUCAUCAAGCAGAGAAAUGUCUGAGGCGUCCAUGGAGACCAUGUUUGAUUGGGAGGAUGAAGAAGAAGACAAAGAAGAAAGGGACUCAGAGCACAAAGGCUUCAUGGAUAAACUCUACGCCAUCCAGGAGGUGUUCAUCAGUGUGCAGAGUGCCCUGGAUGAAGUAGCAUCGUUUGGAGAGAGGUUAAAGAACACCUUUAACUGGACAGUGCCUUUUCUGAGCUCGUUGGCGAUCGCUGCCUUAUGUUUGGCCACAUUUCUGCUCUACCUCAUACCACUACGAUACCUUGUGCUCGCAUGGGGUGUGAAUAAGUUCACCAAAAAGCUUCGCGAUCCAUACAGGAUCGAUAACAACGAGCUUCUUGACUUCCUGUCCAGAGUCCCGUCUGAUGUUCAAAUGAUGCAGUAUUAUGAUCUGAAGAUGGAUCCCGGACAAAGCCCCAACAAACGCAGGAGGACCAACCCGAGCUAGCUCUAAACUGUGUCAAUUUAUUGUAAUUUUAGAUCUGAUUUAUUAACAGUUUCUCUUGUAUAUUUGAUUCAGAUGCUGAGAAAUAUUUUUUUUUAUUUUCUUCCUACCAGACUGAAUUAUUUUAUAAGUAUUUGAAAGAAAAUGCAAUUUGUUAUUUUUUUUUUAUUCCAUUUAUUUUUCUCCAUAUAAACAUGUUUAAGUGAUGAAAAAUGAAUUUGUGUUACACGUGCAGUCUGCAUGCAGUGCUGGUGUUGCAUGAACUCUCCAAAAACAUUUCUUUUGAAUUGAAUGUAUUUUCAGCGUGUGACUUUUCUAAAAUCAGAGCUGCAUGCUGUUCCUGCUGCUUAUUAGUCAAAUCCUCCUAGAUCUGCACCGUUCACUUUUAUACUUUAAUUUAGUUUUUCCUCUAAUUCAUGUCAGCAAGGCAAAGCAGUGCUAUUGUGUGAAUUAAGCACCAAAUAAAUCUCACUUAUUUUUUCUCAGGAUAACUACUGCUAAAAGAUUUCUCAACUGAAAUGGAUCAUUUUGAAAUAAGGUGUGAUUUUAAAAAGGUUUGCUUGUUUAAAACAUGUGCAAACUGAGUAGCGUGUGCAAAAAUAAUCUCCAGACCGGGUGCUAUAAAUACUGCUUGUGUAAAAUUAGCAGAAGAGUUGGCUCAAACAUUUCUUUGUGUCUGCUUUUAUAUCUUGCUUAGCAGACUGUGCAUAAUACUGGAAGGAGCAUAUGCAAAUACAAAAUGUGUGAUUUCCUUACAUGUCGUGACAGGGAAUUGCUUUUAUUAAACCAUAAUGACCAAUACUGUACUUAUAAUUACAUUAUUGCAAUAUUUUUGGUCAGGAGGUUGUUUAAGGACUUGUUUGAGGCAAAUCCAACUCAUCGUGCAAGUCUGAGCGUCGCACCUUCUCUUAAUUUCUAUGGCUUGGGGGGGUUUUUCCUGGUUUAGGUAAUUAAUCUGUUAAAUGUAACUUAUUGUUUUCAUCUUGUUGCUUUUUUAAGGUAGUUUAAAGCACAUCAAAAUAUUUACUUGUUCAGUGCGCUAUGAACAGCAUUUAGCCAUCAUUGUUUGGGGUAAUGAUGAUUACCUCCUACCCCAUGGUUUAGAGAUCUUUAUCUUUGUUUAAUCCCAAACUGCCAGCAGCCACAGCAAUUUAUUUAUAUUAAUGGGGUGGAACCAAACCAGUUUUGCAUGUCCAUUGCACACAAUCAGAUCACGUGGAAUGCACCCACUAAUUGCACCUUUUUUCUUUUGCAUUCCCAGUUUAGCAUUCCUUAUAUUUAAAUAUGAAGUUUCUAGUUUUUUUUACCUCCGGUCUAUAGCAUUCCUUUCUGAGUUUGGAUAAAACAGCUUUGCGUGCGUGAUGGUGGCUAAUGAAUGAAACAGCUCAAAUCUCAGGAAUGUGUUCACAGUUUAUCUGAAUGCCAUUUUCUAAGAAUUAAAGCACCUUCUGUCUUACAGUCUUUUGCUUAUUUAUAUAAAAUGAAACUCCUGCUUUUUAUCCAGAUGUUCUGCAAACUUAUUAUCAGUCUUUGUUAAUGGUAGUGGGAGGUUAAAUCCCUGUGAGUCUGUAGGAAAGUGAAGAAGGCCUCAGGGCUGUGGGGGGCUGAUCCUCCUCCACCCAUCCUGUGGUUUUUAGCUGAGCUUAGCUAUUAACAACGAAUCAUGAUCAUAUCCUUGUGAUAUAAUGGUAGGUUAGUUGAAAAGAAGCACAGUUUUAAAGGUGACUCAUCUUUGCACAACAUGACCCCUGAUCAGCUGCUACAUAUCAGCCUGCUCCAAGUCGGGCAGCUGUGGAGAAAACAUCUGGAUUUAGGGAUCUGGUAACUUCCAGUGGUCUCAAAGACAUUUGGAACUGAUUUGAACCCAGAAUAGCUUCCUUUACCUGUUGGUCAAUGAUUUAUGCAUCAUGCUAUUUCAUUUUAGCCGAGAAAUUGCAACAUACAUAACAGUGGAUAUGUGGUUUUUGUAUUCUUUUAAUUAUUUAUUUCUGUGUAUCAAUUUUAUCAAAAAAUGGCAGAAUGAAAACCUAAUUGAAUUUAAUUCAGUUUAUUUAUAUAGCGCCAAUUCACAACACAU